Molecule: messenger RNA, 977 nt
Organism: Beta vulgaris subsp. vulgaris (sugar beet)
Lineage: Eukaryota; Viridiplantae; Streptophyta; Magnoliopsida; Caryophyllales; Amaranthaceae
Exons: 2
Coding region: 282-785 (167 amino acids)
Source: RefSeq, a predicted model, not a curated record
UUUUGUAUCUUAUGUGUAUUUUCCAGAUUUAUGUUCCUGUUCACAAGGAUGAUCAUUAUACUGUUUUGGUGCUAAACAAGAAAGCUAAAAGGAUUGAAAACAUUGACAAUCGUACAGACAUGAAGGAUAUUGAUAGAUAUAUUCAUGAGGGAUUUAACGGUCUUACAUACUUUGUACGUACCCUUUUGUGAUCGGAUUUUUUUAUUCCAUUUUCUUACUUGUUAAUUAAUUGUUCUUUACUUUUUUCAUCUUCAAAUGCAGUGUCGUGCUUUGAUGCUUUUAUGCAAGGUAAUAUGAGAUGUCGUGAUUUUGAUCAUCUCCAACAUUGGGGGACAACGACUCUUUAUUUCCCUUGGAGAAGCAAGGACAACAAUUAUUAUUGUGGUGUGCAUGCAAUCAAGUGUAUGGAGCUGUAUGAUGGUCAAAAUGCUAAUCAGUUUCCACUUGUUGACCUGAAAAGGGCGGCCACCAAAAACCUUGAGCGGUGCAGGCUUGCACUUCGUCUUGUGGAGCAUCCUUUAAACAAACUGAGAGACAAAGUGAAGCAUGAUUGUUAUGUUUGGUCAGCAAACAAGCCUCAACUUAUGCAAAGACAAAAGUUAAGGAAGGAAAAACAGGUUGUUCUAGAUAAAUUAGCAUUUAAUCGAUCAAAGAGGACAAACAGAAAAGAAGCACGAGUUUUACAGCGAAGGAGGGAGCAUGAGGAGGCAGUCGAAGACGUGUUGAAUAAUCACUUUGAAGACAAAGUCAAAUUAGACCAAUUGUUGAAUUUUCGUUAUUCUUAAUUAGUUGUCAAACUGACUUUUUCAUUGUAAUGUACAGUAGAAAUAGCACACAACUAAAUUUUGUAAUGUACAGUAGAAAUAGCACUCAACUCAUUUCAUAUUUUUUAUUUUUAGAAUUGUACAUUUACACUUACUUUGAAUGAAAUACAUUUGUGUAAAUGAAAUUGUUUGAGAAUUAAUUGGAAAAAUACA